CGGACCAUUUGGGCCCUCCGCGGCUGCCGUCGCGGCCGCUGCCGCGCGGCGCCAUGUUCGCGGAGCUGAACGAGCUGCUCAACGCCUCCCCGCAGAAGCUGGAGCAGGGUACAUUCACGCUGCUGCGAGACACCAGAACAGAUGGCAGCUUCCUGGUGCACCAUUUCCUCUCCUUCUACCUCAGAGCCGGCUGCAAGGUGUGUUUCGUGGCCCUGCUCCAGUCCUUCAGCCACUACAACAUCGUAGCGCAGAAGCUGGGCGUCAACCUCACGGCGGCCAAGGAGCGGGGCCAGCUCGUCUUCCUGGAGGGCCUGGGCUCCUGCCUCGACGUCGUCUUUGGCCAGGAGCAGCGGGAGGAAGAGCAGCAGGCCACACAGCCCCAUCCUCUGCAGUUCCUAAGCGGGAGCGUCUCUGACCUGCGGGCCCUGUUCACCUUCGUGCAGGCGGCGCUGGCGCCCGUCGACGGGGACGCGUGGCAGGGCCGCGUGCUGCUGCUCGACGAGCUGGGCGUCCUGCUGAGCCUGGGCGCCGCGCCGGUGGCCGUGCUCGACUUCGUGCACUACUGCCGCGUGGCCGUGUGCUCCCGGCUGCAGGGGAACAUUGUGGUGCUGGUCCACAGCAAUGAGGACUCGGGGGACAAGGAAAACGAGCUGCUCGUGACCGCCCUGAGCCACCACAGCGACCUGAUCCUCUGGGCCGAGGGCCUGGCCACCGGCUUCUGCAAGGACGUGCACGGGCAGCUGAAGAUAAUCCGGCGCACGUCGCUGCGGCCGGGCGGGGAGCGCGACAGCCUGCAGCUCUACCAGUACAAGAUCCAGGAGCGGAACGUCGCCUUCUUCGCCAGGGGGAUGUCGGCGGCCGUGCUGUGAAUCGGAGCGGGACGCGACGGAGGGAGGGACGGACGGCGGUGCAGGCAGGGCCGCUCCACCCUCGCGCCGGCAGCGAAGGCCGGGCCCGCAGGGAUGGGGACGGAGCGUGUCGCAAUCCCGGCCCUUCUCCUGCCUCUGGCGCC
This is a messenger RNA of Nothoprocta perdicaria, 1012 nucleotides long. RefSeq names its product elongator acetyltransferase complex subunit 6 (gene ELP6). Lineage: Eukaryota; Metazoa; Chordata; Aves; Tinamiformes; Tinamidae. The record is from RefSeq and is a predicted model, not a curated record. Gene Ontology annotation, cellular component: elongator holoenzyme complex. Gene Ontology annotation, biological process: tRNA wobble uridine modification. The transcript is spliced from 7 exons. The coding region runs from base 54 to 869 and encodes 271 amino acids.